Messenger RNA from Malassezia globosa CBS 7966, 1461 nucleotides. RefSeq lists its product as uncharacterized. Gene Ontology annotation, molecular function: actin binding; small GTPase binding. Bases 1 to 1461 code for a protein of 486 amino acids. Gene Ontology annotation, biological process: actin cytoskeleton organization. The transcript has a single exon. Lineage: Eukaryota; Fungi; Basidiomycota; Malasseziomycetes; Malasseziales; Malasseziaceae. The record is from RefSeq and is a predicted model, not a curated record.
AUGCACCAAAAGAUGCUGACCUUACCUUCUCGACCAGCGAAACGAUCAUUUUUCGCACGUUCUUCGGCAUGGUCAAAGCGUGCACAGCCUAUUACUCCCACAGCCCUUCUGCAGCGGAUUCGGCAGCCAGUGGACCGGAUCCCUCUUGACUCUAUGCGCCAGCUUCGUGUGGCUCUAGCUACAGAAUCUCCGGCAUGGCUAGAUGAGUUCCUGGAUGCCAGUGGAUACGACACUCUUCUCGCACAUCUUGACUCGCUUUUGCGCAUGGAAUGGCGUGAGGAACAACACGAUGAUACCCUCUUGUACGAAAUCUUGCGGUGCAUUGUCGCACUUGGCUCGUCGAAGUCUGGGCGCUCAGCGUUAAUCGACCAAGCUCCUGCGCCUUUUGAGCAGUUGUGUGUUGCUCUGUACUCAGACCAGAUCCCGAAAGAGCUUGAGAUGCGCCGUAUGAUCGUUCUUCUACUGCAUAUGCUCGUCGGCCAUGAUCUGCCACCCACUGUGCUGGAGAAGCGAUCUGUCCAUCGAGUACCUGUGCAAGAUGUGCCGUGCCUAUCCUUCGCUUCAAAGAAGCAUGACGGCGCAGCGCUUGCUGCCAUGCUGCUUCACACGCCACGACCCUCUACAAUGGAGAACAAGGUUGAUUUCCUGCAAUGCGCUCACGAGCACCGACCUUUGCGUAAACAUGUAGAGGAGCUGCAGCGUGUGUGUGGCGAAUUUUUCUGGAUCUUUUGCCACGAAAACAAUGCAAUUUGGGACUGGGACUCUCUCGAUACACAGGCAGCUAUGGCACCACGUGUUCCGAGUGGCAUGACGGGCAGUGUUGAAUGGGAAGCAAUCAUGUACUUGACUGAGAACUUGAGUCUCAUCAAUGCUAUUCUUGCAUCCUUCUUAAAAUCAAGCGCGGAAGCGGCGCGUGCUUUUGUGGAUGAGCUUUACUUCGCACAGUUCUCUUCUGUCAUUCAAACGCUGCGCCUGGCAUCUCAAUCCUACUAUACAUCCAUGCACGCUGAACUUGCUCAUUGGUGUGCUCUUGAAAAGCAGUCUAAGCAAGAAGCUCUGCCGUUCUCCCCAAUCCCGUGCUCUUCUGCAGAGCCAGAACUGAUUCCGACACCACUACCCGUCUCGACCUCGACUCCAGCAUCAGGGCCAAAACCAGGACCAACAUCAAUGCCGCCUAUGAUCCAGGUGGAGCAAUCCGCAUUGGAAGCGGCCACGUCGCCUGCCCUUGUUGCCACACCUUACUUCACCCCCAUGCUGCCAUCUGAGCCCAUACGACCACAUCGCACCGUAUCACAUAUUCGUCACGUUAGCACAGAGCGUGUUUCCAUUCCUGUGUCACCUCGAACGAACUACAGCACCAUCACGAACAAGCACACGGGCCCCAAUUCCGGGCAAGGAGUCGUAGCAUCAUCCGUAAAUAAUACGCUUGAUGAUAUUGACAUUGCCAAUAUUGGCUUCUAA